AUGUUGGGUAACGCAAAGCAGAACAAAGAAGCAGAAAAGUCGAAUGCCGACAAAGAAACAACAUCAAAGUCAGCAGACACGAAUUUCACAGCAGUGAAAAACGAUAUUGAUGCAGUGAAGUUAAAAAAGUUGCCUUCAUUUUUGCAAACUGACUGCACGAAAGAAGUUCAUUUACAUGUGAUUGAUCGUAUCUCAAAUAUGAAUUUUCUGAUUGAUACCGGAUCAGCCGUAUCCAUUAUUCCUUUAACAGCAAUUACAAUUAAACGCAACCUAGUCCCAGAUGAUCUAAAAUUAUUCGCAGCAAAUAAUUCAUUAAUUAAGACGUACGGUACUAAGAAACUUAGCAUCAAUCUUGGUUUACGACGAAAUUUCAAUUGGAACUUCAUUAUAGCAGACGUCAAAUGUCCAAUCUUGGGCGCAGAUUAUCUGGCGAAAUAUGGUCUAAUUCCAGACAUAAAAUCAAAACGUUUAUUAGACCCGCUUACUACAUUGUCGUCAUCUGGUGCAGUUGAAACCACAUCGAUACGUUCUGUAUACACAUUGGAUCCAAAGUCCAAAUUCUUCACAAUCGUCAACAAAUACAUUGAUUUGUGCAGUGCAAAUAACUAUAGCCUCCCUGAUGCAUCUGUAGUCUGCCAUCAAAUAGUCACUGAUGGUCAGCCAGUACAUUAA
Molecule: messenger RNA, 672 nt
Organism: Teleopsis dalmanni
Lineage: Eukaryota; Metazoa; Arthropoda; Insecta; Diptera; Diopsidae
Exons: 1
Coding region: 1-672 (223 amino acids)
Biological process (GO): proteolysis
Molecular function (GO): aspartic-type endopeptidase activity
Source: RefSeq, a predicted model, not a curated record